Messenger RNA from Symbiodinium pilosum, 403 nucleotides. The record is from the annotation of a GenBank genome assembly. Lineage: Eukaryota; Dinophyceae; Suessiales; Symbiodiniaceae.
GCUGGCUUUCGGCCAGGCGAUACCUGAAGAUGACCCGACACCAUUGACGAGCAGCCCGCUCAGCGUUGGGCGGAACUGGACCGAUCUUCCUGUGGUUCCAGCGUGUGAGCUGCUACCAGGGGAAGCCACGGCCCACAGUUUCCUCACCAUUCACAGCAGCCAGGCAAAUCAAGACGCCGAGGACCGCGUCGCCCUGGCAAUCCGUGUCGUCGCCGGCCAGGCGGGAGCUGGGCGAAGGGAUCGCGCCACGUUGCUCUCCGGAAAGCCGGAGAAGGUACACUUCGAGCUCGAGACGCCACCUAGCGAAGAGCUUGGGGAGAGAGAGUUUGCCGAGUGGCAGAAGUCCAUGGAUCGAGAGAAGGAGAUGUACUUCGAGGGCCGUGAUCAGAAGGAGUACAAGUGA